Messenger RNA from Saccostrea echinata, 3429 nucleotides. RefSeq lists its product as uncharacterized. Lineage: Eukaryota; Metazoa; Mollusca; Bivalvia; Ostreida; Ostreidae. The record is from RefSeq and is a predicted model, not a curated record. Gene Ontology annotation, cellular component: plasma membrane. Gene Ontology annotation, molecular function: ABC-type transporter activity; ATP hydrolysis activity; ATP binding. The coding region runs from base 1 to 2352 and encodes 783 amino acids. The transcript has 17 exons.
AUGGCCAUGCGCGGAUCUUGGGAAAGAUCACUUACAUUUAUUGAUGAAGAUCUUGAAGGCGAAAGCGGAAGUGGUAGCGGAAGUGGAAGUGGGAGUGGAGAUGGAAAAACUUACUAUGAGGACUUCCCCGAUCCGAUUUUUACACCUAAAUUCAAACCAAUUGAGCCUUCUUUUGACAAGAUCGAAGACGUGCCAUACCCUUUUAUCCCAAUCCAAUCCGUGAUACCAAAGAAAACCACAAAAAUCUUCACAACGUCCAAAUUACCCGACAACGAUCGAUCUUCAAACAGUGAGAAAAUCUCAACUUCAGAGGAAGACAGUGAAGUUAUCACAGUAUCAAAUCCAAGGAAGCCAUUUCCAAAGAAGAAGAAUAUUAACACAGAGAGUUCUUUGGGAACACCCUCAAAAGCAGAAGAUGGUUUGAGUGAGCAAGAUAUUUAUGUCAUCGUGAGUUCGGUGGCAGGCGUACUGGACAUGGAUAAUUAUGGCGAGGCAGAAAAAGAGCUCGUUUUUCGAAAUUUAAAUAUAACCUUGAAACAAAAACAUGUACUCAAGAAUAUUAGUGGAGUGGCGAAGUCGAAAGAAAUUUUAGGAAUUUAUGGACCAAAAGGUUCCGGAAAAACAACACUAGUUGAGACUUUGGCGGGACAGUUGAAGCCGUAUGUUGGAGAUGUUUUAUUGAGUGGAACACCAAUUGAACACACACGGGCGGAAGUGGCGUUGGUGCAGUCAUCAGAUCUGCACUUGCCAACACUGACUGUAUCAGAGACCCUCAAGUAUGCAGCAGUCCUUAGACUUCAUAAUCUGUCCACAAAAGAUCUUGAUCUCCGACUACGUCACGUGGUUGACCUGUGUCAACUUGACAUGUUUAAGGACUUGAUGAUGCAAUUUCUUCCCAUUCCUGCACGAAAAAGAACAAGCCUUGCCUGUGAACUACUUCUGCACCCUUCGGUGCUUAUCGUAGAUGACCCUGUUAGAACCAUGGAAUUCAAAGACGCCAUAGAUUUACUAAAGUUAUUACGUCACUAUGCUGAAAAAUUCAACAAAAUUGUCGUGAUGUCAUUGGCCGCUGCCCCAAGUGCUUUUUAUAGCGUCUGUCACAAUCAACUUUUCUUGUACAAUGGCCAUAUAGCAUACUAUGGCAAAGCUACGGAACUUCCGAAUUUCCUCAAAGAACUUGAGCUUAGUACACCACAAGGAUAUAACCCUGCCGAUCAUAUGUUGGAGUUGUUGAAUGAAGACACUUUAAAUGACCGGUCACCGAUUCAAGAGAAAAUUGUGCAGGAAAUGUAUAAAAAGAGACAAGAACCUGGAUGGGAAUGCAAAUCUUUCAUCAACAAAUAUCCAAUCACGUGUCAUUAUAAACAUCACGUGGCCUCUUCAGUUCAGAAUGAAAAGAUAAGGAAUUAUGAUACAUCUGUCGACUUACAUAACGAGGAAGUUGAGGUAUUGGUUGAGGAUUCGGUUCCAAACCCUUCGGUUUUCACUACUUCAUUUUGUCGUCAAUUCAAAGUUCUGCUGGGCCGUAAUUUUCACAAUGCUCGACGGCGGAUAUUGAACCCAAUCAGUCUAAUUCAGAACUUUUAUAUCUUGGUGAUUUGUGUGCUUAUUUGGUGGAGACCAGAAAGGGUGGAAAACGAAGUGAUGGAUCGAAUGGGACUAUUUUUCUUUACUGUUGUACAGUGGGCUUUCUUUGCACUGCUAGAUGCUAUACUUACAUUUCCAAAAGAGAUUAAAGUCAUUAAUCGGGAACGGAAAUUCCGACAUUACCGACUUUCAGCCUUUUGUAUUUCCAAGUUCCUCAGUGAGAUACCCUUAGCAGUACUCCAGCCGGUGGUUUACAUGGCAGUCAUCUAUUGGGUUGCUAAUCUCAAUGGUGUCUCUGCCUUUUUCGCCUCCACUGGUGUACUCAUUGUAGAUGUCCUGGCAGCGCAGAGUAUAGGCGUUUUCAUUGGAUCAGCUCUUCAACCACCAUGGACUGUAACAAUUGUCUCCCUUGGACUUUUGUCAAUGAUGUUAUGGGGCGGCGCAUUUAACACUCCUCCUUCUUGGCUGAGUUGGGGAAAAUAUGCCUCGUUUUUCUUCUAUGGGUUGCAAGCUUUAAUUGUCCUGGAAUUCAAAGACGCCCCUCCUAUAAAGUGUUUACCGAAUAGUACACUUCCGGUUUGUAAUAUGGUUAACCCGGUCACAAAUAUGACAGCAGGGGAGUUUGACUCGGAAGCCAUCUUAUUGGUGCAAAAGAUCACGUGGCCUGUAUGGCAAUACGUCACUGUGCUGCUUGUAAUAAUGGCGGUCACACGUAUUCUUUGGUAUAUUGUGAUGAGGCGACAGAAACUUCACUGGCAUUUGUAAGAGAGAGAGAGAGAGAGAGAGAGGGUAAUUUGAGGGCUGUUUGGAAAUUACUGAGACAUUUUUUAACAGCAGAGAAGAAAGAGAUAAAUUCUUGAAACAAAUAAUGGAACUAUGCUAAAUCUCUUGUUGAUAGCAUCAUUAGAUAGUCUAAACUUGCAUAUAUACAAUGAACCACAGAGAUAUAAUCAUUACCUCAUUUUAAUAUUAAUUCAGCCUUAGAUUUGUGCUCAUCGAAACGACUGUUCUUUUUCUGUAAUAACUUGAAACCAAAUAGUCAGAGAUUCUCUACAUUCCUACCCCCCCUCCCCCCAACUUUAUAUAAACUGUUUGAUGUUGUUACCGAUAUGUCAGAUAUCCAUGAAAUAUGUAUUACUGUCGGAUAUAUAUCAUUCGGUACCAACUUUAGGACCAGUAAUGCAAAUUCUUCCAUAAUAAUUGAUUGUCGUCCAGCUCAUAUGCUUUCACUGCGGCUAAAUGCAUGAUUUGUCAGAAAAGGUUUAAAUCAACGAUAAACUAAAACCCUAGACACAUUUUCUCUGCAUUGUGUUUGAUUUAGAAGUUCCUUAGUUUGAGCAGUUCUACUCGGCUCUAAGCAUAAAUUAAUUAAUGCCCACUGCUGCACCUACACGUCAAAAUUCAUUCUGUCGUCAUAAUCAGAUUUGAAAAUAUAUCAUAAUAUAAGAAUUUCUUACAGAAAAUCUAUCAAACAUGGACAAAGUCAAGGAUAAAAAUCUUAUAUAUCUUUCAUACAUACUCUUGGUCAACCUGGACUUAUUACGUAGAAGUUACAGAAUUCUGCGCUGGUUAACCCUACAAUCGACACAUUAAUAGGUCAUUUAAAAGAAAAAAAUUAUGAUGUAUUAGAAAUAUUUCUUGCUUUUAUAUAUUGUUGGUGUUUGUUAAAUAUAUAUAUAAAUCAACUUUCACUAAAAAUAAACGUUCAUAUCAGAAAGGGAAAUACUCAGAUUGUCUUAUAAAUUUUGGAACAGCCCUCGUAUAUUUGGAAAUUUGGUAUCGAUCGAUCAUCUUUAACAUUGUAGAUAAAAUGGUAUUAUAUUUGUCAAGUUCUUUUUACUA